UUCUCUCGCCUUCCCACCGAGCUCCGCCUCAUGAUCUGGGAGGCUGCUCUACCUGACACGACCGGAAAGCAUCUGUACUUCUGGAGGAAUCAUGUCUGGAGAAAGCCACGCUGGAAGCUACAAACCGACCCCACAACUAAUCAAGAAUAUGUCAAGUUUGAGUUUGACUCGCGUUCAUUCGGUUAUCUUGAAGUCGAAGUGCCGCCAUUCCUGGUGAACCGCGAAGCUCACGCGGUGGCCUUGCGCUGGAUUGAAAAGCAGCCCAAAAUCGAAAUUCGUUUCAACACCGCCACCAUGUCCUUCUCUUUCAUUCGCCUCUUUGACCCCAAUCACGACGCGCUCUAUCUCUCGUCCCAGGACUACCUAGAUCUUCCAUCUGAGAUAUACGAA
Molecule: messenger RNA, 390 nt
Organism: Aspergillus homomorphus CBS 101889
Lineage: Eukaryota; Fungi; Ascomycota; Eurotiomycetes; Eurotiales; Aspergillaceae
Product: 2EXR domain-containing protein
Exons: 1
Source: RefSeq, a predicted model, not a curated record